CUGGCAGCCCUGUUGCGUACGUAUCAUCGAACAGCGGUUGACCGGAUAUGGAAGGUAAUUCGAGGAACUGGAGGACAAGAUGCAGCCGUGGUCAGCAGUAGUCAUCAGGCGGCAAUAUUGUUGAACUCAAUCCAAGAUGCCAACAACUGUCCAUUAUCUUCCAGCAACGCGCACUUCGGACUGGCACAGUUCCCCGGGUUCCAUCCAUCUUUACAGGUAUGUCACGCACUAAUAGACGAAACUGUCCCUGGUGUGAGUCAGGUCGCGGCAUGUGGAAGCGAUUCAAACGUGCCCCUACAACCGCUUGCUCCAUGCAGUUCCUCGCAGAAAAGGACUGAGAAAGGAAGAAAGAAGAAGAAAAAGAACCGAUCGCGCGCUACAGCUGCAAUGGCAUCCCUAGAUUUUCCACCUUUGCCGAUAUUUAACGAUGAGGCAUCGCUUGAUCGAGCUGUUCGCUACGCUAUUCGGGCUGCUGUUGGAGGAGAUUGCGACCGGCAUGGACGUGCCAGGCAUCGUGACAGUCUGCGCGAAGAAGACAGUUCGGAAUCGGGUCAAGAGAGUGAUGUACAGCUUCCACCGUCCGCAGGUCUGCUAGGCGAUGGUCAGGCAGGUGCUUUAUCUGCUGCCCAUGAAGAAGUGGAUGCAUGCGAUUCGCACGUUGUGAAGCGUUGGCUGCUCACGGCUAUAUACCUCAGGCUACGACAUCUGGCUCUGCAACUGUCUGAUUACUUCAUAGAACAUCUUCAAGACCUUUCCGAAGCUGAAGAGGCGCGGUCAUACAAUGCAAAUAUCCCCGGCAGUAGUCGGGAUACAGCAAAUGACUCUGUGGAAUCUUACUUCAAUCGCAGCCAGCGGUUUGUUGACACUGUGGAGAAGGCCCUUUACUUGGCCCAUAUUCUAAGCGCAGACCCAGCUAAUCAUUCUGGUAUGUUCACAUUCUUGCUGAAUGUCUUGCAAUGUCCAAAAUACCCAAUGGCGACCAAGUAUCUGCAAGUGAAGCUGUACUAUUUGGAGGGUGAGAUUGUCUCGCUGCUCCAAACGGUGAAUAUUGGCGCACGAGAGCUGGAUCAGCUGAGAGAAGCGGCAUCGUAUAUGGCCACAGCGGUCACGACUCAGAUCGUGCCACCCAUCGCUCUGGCUCACUUUAUCCUGGAUCGAUUGAGUUAUGCGUUCAAUGUGUGCGAAGUGGAUCAGAAUGGACAGCCGAGCAGCCGCAUGUUGCCGAAUCGUCUUGGUGCCCGUCGUCCUCAAGACGAAGAUCUCGCGCUGAAGGCUGCCCUUGAUGCAGUUGGUGCUAGGCCAUUGUUCUCCGAUGAGGACUAUCCUCUGUUGAGUGAAGCUGUCCGAAGGCAAAAAGGAGAGCUGGCAAUUGCCCUUUUGACACGGCAUAGAGAUUCCACUGAAAAGCUUGGCCUCAUCUUGGACCGGCUACUGGAUCCUUCGAUUCACAAGAUGUACUCAUGGCAUCAAUCAAACGCAGCAUACUUUUUGGAUAGAGAUCCGGUAUAUCUCAAGCUUGGCCAACGAGGGCAACGUCCGGCAUUUCCGAUCCCAUCACAUGCACCGCCAGUGCUAAGGUCUGUUUCUCUGCAAUCAGCUGACUCUAGGAACAGCGCUUUCGAUGAAGAAGUGGAGUGUAUAUCAGAGCAGAUGCAGUCACUCGCAGCAGGCUCAAGACAAUCUUCUGAUGAAGGAAACGAGAGCAUCCGCAGCACCCCCACGUCUGCGUCUGUUAUUACUGAAACCAGCGAUCCACCGGCGUCAUCAAAACCGAGUACUAGCAAGGCAAAAGCUCGCUUGGUGCCGGUGUCAUGUACCACGGAAGCGCACGCACAUUAUAUGCAUGAACUAGCGAAACGGGUCCUUACUGAGGCAGGAGGAAGUCAAAGCUCGGUUGUCUUUGCACCUAUUGGACAGAGUCCACUAGCGUCGAAUCGGAAACUGCACAUGUGCGCGUUUUUGAUCGGCAUGUAUGCCAUUGGCCUUCACAAUCAGCUUUAUGCAUUGAAGUGGUUCGCGAAACGUGGCCAUUCUGACGACCGUCCGAACCAGCGGGACUGGCUGAUUAAGGCCGGUCAAUCGCUUUGCCCUCCUGGCAGUGUCGCGGAACAGGGAGCCGCGUUGCUGGAAAGUGCUUGUCGAGCUAUUGAAGAGGCAGCAAAUCAAGAAAUCGUAUUUGCGGACGUUCUUUUCCGGGUAGCACGAUACUGGCAUGAUUUACAUUAUGAGCUCGAUCAUCCAACUGUACAUCAGCAACAGCACCAAAAUCAACCUGGAUCUCAGGCUGUACCAUUUAACUCCAACAACCAACAUCAGCAAUAUUUUAACAUUCCUACUACUCACGCUCAACAACAACAGUUCUACUACCAACAUAUACACCCAUCGCAGUCAAUCGCUUUUAUGCAAGCUCAUCCACCGCCGGUACCAGUGAGUCAAGCAAGCAACAGUAACAAUCUGUCUGUGUCUGUGGCGAAUGAAAUUGGACGAUUACAUCAAAGCCAGUCAGCACCUCAGUUGUCGGGCUCACGGCCUGGCGCCCAAUUGGGAUCGGAAACACGGCCACGUCUUGUGAAUGCUCAUCGUGUUGGUAUUCGAGCCCUGGCCACAAUGGCCGCCAGUGCCAAUGAUGAGACACGGCAGUACAGCAAGUAUUCCCAAACCCCGCCCUUUGCUGAGGAUAUUCGGUGGUUAUUCACGAUAUCGGUCCAAUUAGGAACGCCGUACUUUGUCAGUUUCCUCGAUGCCGUUGCAAAAGCUGUAUCAUCACCGUUCUUGCUUUUCCAAUUUGCUAUGGAAGCUAACACCCGCCUCCCACCCUAUCCUCAGCAGUACUCAAUGCCGCCGAUCAAUCGCUCGGUACCGCCUCCACAGCCAAGCCAUUCAAGCAAGGCAUUUGCUCAUGUUGCUGGAAGGGUUCGUUAA
Cooperia oncophora is the source of this 2922-nucleotide messenger RNA. The record is from the annotation of a GenBank genome assembly. Lineage: Eukaryota; Metazoa; Nematoda; Chromadorea; Rhabditida; Trichostrongylidae.